CUUCUUUAAUUCAGUUUGAAUUAAGUCUGAAUUAAAUUAAUUCUGUUUACCACAGUCUGAUGUUCUGGACUGACUGGGGGGACCGAGCGGCCGGCGUUUACCGGAGCUACAUGGACGGGACCAACGUGUCCUGCAUCGUGUCCGAGGGCGUCCGCUGGCCCAACGGCAUCACGGCGGACGACCACUGGCUGUACUGGACCGAGGCCUACAGCGACCGCAUCGAGAGGGCCGACUUCAUGGGGGGCCAAAGGAGCGUUCUCAUGGAGGGGCUGCCCCACCCGUACGCCAUCGCCGUCUUCAAGAAUGACCUGUACUGGGACGACUGGUCCAGAAUGGGGAUCUUCAAAGCUUCAAAAGCUGGUUCUCAGAGCAAUGAGCUGAUUGUGGGCAGACUGACCGGAGUCAUGGACCUGAAGAUCUUCUAUAAGGGCAAGAACCGAGGUCAUAAUGCGUGCGCCGACCAGCCGUGCAGCCUGCUGUGUCUGCCUCAGCCCGGCCACAGACACACCUGUGUCUGCCCCGACGGAGCCCCGACUGUUUCCAUGCCCAACGGAGAGCUGCAGUGCCAAUGUCCCACCGGGUACCAGCUCCAAAACAACACCUGCGUCAAGACCGAGCACAGCUGUUUGCCCAACCAGUACCGCUGCUCCAACGGCCGCUGCAUCAGCAGCAUCUGGAAGUGUGACAGCGACAACGACUGCGGCGACAUGAGCGAUGAGCAGGAGUGUCCCACCACGACCUGUGACCCGUCCAAUCAGUUUCGCUGCAUGGCCUCGGGUUCCUGCAUCCCGCUGGCCUUCAAAUGUGACCAUGAAGACGACUGUGGAGACAACAGUGAUGAGGAGCACUGCGAGUCUCACCAGUGCGGCCCUGGAGAAUUCACAUGUGCACGAGGUGUUUGUAUCCGCGAGGCGUGGCGCUGCGACGGAGACAAUGACUGCAGAGACUGGUCAGAUGAGGCCAACUGCACAG
Plectropomus leopardus (leopard coralgrouper) is the source of this 972-nucleotide messenger RNA. The record is from RefSeq and is a predicted model, not a curated record. Lineage: Eukaryota; Metazoa; Chordata; Actinopteri; Perciformes; Serranidae.